Messenger RNA from Pieris rapae (cabbage white), 1519 nucleotides. RefSeq lists its product as uncharacterized. The coding region runs from base 161 to 1210 and encodes 349 amino acids. NCBI's taxonomy places the organism in Eukaryota, Metazoa, Arthropoda, Insecta, Lepidoptera, Pieridae. Gene Ontology annotation, biological process: GPI anchor biosynthetic process. The record is from RefSeq and is a predicted model, not a curated record. Gene Ontology annotation, cellular component: endoplasmic reticulum. The transcript is spliced from 6 exons. Gene Ontology annotation, molecular function: hydrolase activity.
GGCUAUGCCGAAAAGCGACAGAGAACUUCAAGUUCUAAUGUAAAUUCCCAAAUCAAAUAUAAACAAGCAAAAUAUAAGCAAAUCGUUUGAUAGAUAUUAUCUUAUUCUUACAUUAAUUUUAGUCACAUGCCUAAGUACAUUAUAUUAGAUAAAAUUCCCCAUGUAUUUACGACGAAGUUCUAUUCUAAAGUAUCUACUAGCGUCAUGUCUUGGAGGUGUUUUGUAUAGUGAAUGGUUUGUUUACAAGAUACAGCCCCUUUUUUGGAAAAACUUGCAGUGUGAAUCAGGGGAAUCAUGCACCAAAAUAUUAUUUAUCGCAGAUCCACAAAUACAGGGAGAGUUAGCUGUACCACCCCCCCUAAGCUAUCUUUUCAACUGGGAUAGUGAUAGAUAUUUAAAGUCUACAUUUUCAAUUGUUGAAAACUAUUUUCGCCCUGAUGUCCUUGUUUACCUUGGAGAUCUAAUGGAUGAAGGGAGUAUUUCAACAAGGGCCCAGUUCCAUGGAUAUGUUAAAAGAUUAUCAGAAAUCUUUGAUUCACAUUACCCUGUUGCGCAAGUCUGGAUACCAGGAGAUAAUGAUAUUGGAGGUGAAAAUGAGCCAAUAAAACAUGAUAAAAUUGAAGAAUUUAGAACAGUGUAUUCACAACCAAAUGUCAUAGUAUUUCAAAACAUUUCUUUUUAUAAAGUUAGCACAAUUACAUACUCUGUACCACAGCCUCUUGAUGAUGAUUUAAACUUUAAAAUUGCUAUCUCCCACUAUCCAGUAAUUGAAAGAACAGCAUAUGCUAAACAGGUUAUCAAUUCUAUACACCCUGACAUAUUUUUUUGUGCUCAUGAGCAUAAAUCAAAAUUUGUCAAAUUCAAAAGAGAUUAUGUGUCAAAGGAGACACAUUUACUUAGUUACAAUGAUCCAGUUUUGUCUAUAUCCUUUGGUGGCGAUUGGCUUCAUGAAAUCUAUGUACCUACAUGCUCAUAUAGAAUGGGGACAAGCAAGAUUGGAUUUGGUGCUGCUGUAGUUGAAAAGAAUAACCAGCAACUUAGGUACACUGUCUUCUGGUCUUCUGCUAGAUUUCCCUAUUUAUUUUUUUAUUUAUUAAUGCUUCUCAUUCUUAUUGGCUAUACUUUAUUAUGCUGUUUUAUAAGAAUAUUAUCAAAGUUCUCCAAUGCAGUAAAAGCUGAUGAUAAGCAGUUUUUACUAAAGUUACCUUAGUUAUCCAUAAGACUGAUAUGACAUCCUAUUUUUAUUUAUUUCUUAGGUAUUAAUCACAUUCCAAUAACAGGGUAUUCAUUUAAUAUCUCAUGUUUUCAAUCUAGAGUACAGGACCAAUUUGCAUAUAGUUUAUAGUGUAAUGUCUUUAUUGAUGACAAGCUAGCAAGCUUAUUUGACUUUUUUUUUAUCCAGAUGAGUAAUUGUUUGCGUCACAAUUAUCCAGUGAAACUGUGUUCUACUUUACAUCAUCUUUAUACUUAACAUAAGACAUUUCUGAUUAAAUUUUUUAAAUAAAACAUAAGUGAAUAA